GAGUGAGUUGGCAGAGCGUGUCUUGCUCGAAGCCAAUCUAGCACCAGGAAAGACAGCAGUAACUCAUCACGAAGUGGCCCAAGUUCAACUCAACUCUCUUUCCCCCACCUAGAUCCCCAAAAUGUCCAAGGCCACUCCAGCGUAUCUAGCAUGAAAGGAAGUAUGAAGGAAGGGAAGUUGGAAAGGAAAAAAAAAAAAAAAAGACAGGUCUUAACCCAUGCCACUUUGAGGGGUGCUUUAAGACAUUUUCCUUUUAAUAAAUAAGUAAACAUAUGAUCACGUAAACUCAAUGCUAAAGUUCCUCUAUGGACUUUGGAAAGGGCUGGCGAAAGUCAGCGUGCCUGAAACACAAGCUUCAUUAGCUUAGCAGUAAAUACCCUCCGGAAAGAUCUCAGAGGAAGAAAUUAGUGCCCUUUGACGGAAUCGCCACCCUCCGUUGCUCCCACCCUUUCAGCUCCAAAGCUCCUGCUCUUUCAUUCAGCCUCAGACAAGCACUCACUUCUCAGGAAGUAUUCCCUGAGACAUUAUGGAGGCGCCUAGGCUCCCACCUCGAUUCCAUUAUAAUAUUUGAUCACAUAUGUUAAGUUUGUGUUUUUGUUUAGUUUGUGUUAUCUCCUCGUUAUCUUGUAGGCUCACUUAGGGCGUGGCUCAAGGCUUUUAACAACCUUUCUGCUGUCAUAGUGGUCCCCCAACAAGCCGUUGUUGAGUAAAUGAGUUAAUGCUCUGGGUGAAGGAGGAAAGCCCUCACUAGGAAGAGACUUGUGCCACCCGGGGCAAGAACAUCAGAGAUCCAGUUACAGCCCAGCGACCUCCGGGAUCAAUUGCAAUGGGAGGUGUGUUUUAUGGACCAUGUGCUGCUAUGUAUGCCUGAAGAAGUACUUGAAAUGCAAAUUUGGGGAGACUUUGCCAUAUAAAUGCUUGGCUGGAUUAAGCGCCUAAUUAGGAUGGUUUUUCAACAAGUUGGAGUAAGCAUGCAAUCGGUACUUUGGUCUAGGAAGCCAUAUGGUUCGUCUCGAAGUAUCGUAAGGAAAAUUGGUACUAAUUUGUCUCUGAUUCAGUGUCCAAGAGUUCAGUUUCAGAUUAACAGCCAUGCAACAGAAUGGAGUCCCAGCCACCCAGGAGAGGAUGCGGUGGCGUCUUUUGCUGAUGUUGGAUGGGUAGCCAAAGAAGAAGGAGAGUGUUCAGCAAGACUAAGGACAGAGGUCAGAUCAAGGCCACCCCUUCAGGAUGACCUUCUUUUCUUUGAGAAGGCCCCAAGCAGACAGAUUUCCUUACCAGACUUCUCUCAAGAAGAGCCUCAGCUGAAGACCCCAGCACUGGCAAAUGAGGAAGCACUGCAGAAGAUUUGUGCUCUCGAAAAUGAACUUGCUGCUCUCAGAGCUCAGAUUGCCAAAAUUGUGACCCAGCAGGAGCAGCAAAAUCUCACUGCAGGUGACUUAGAUUCUACCACAUUUGGUACCAUACCACCACACCCUCUGCCUCCCCCACCACCCCCGCCUCCCCCUCCACUGGGGCUCCACCAAAGUAUAUCUGCUGUUGAUCUGAUUAAAGAACGAAGAGAGAAAAGAGCCAAUGCUGGAAAGACUUUGGUUAAGAACAGUCCAAAGAAACCUGAAAUGCCAAAUAUGCUAGAGAUCCUUAAAGAUAUGAACAGUGUAAAACUUCGGUCAGUGAAGAGGUCAGAGCAAGAUGUGAAGCCCAAGCCAGUGGAUGCUACUGACCCUGCUGCCCUCAUAGCAGAGGCUCUGAAAAAGAAAUUUGCUUAUCGGUAUCGAAGUGAUAGCCAAGAUGAAGUUGAAAAAGGAGUUCCAAAGUCUGAAUCAGAGGCCACCUCAGAGAGAGUGUUGUUUGGGCCACACAUGUUGAAGCCAACAGGAAAAAUGAAGGCUUUAAUUGAAAAUGUAUCAGACUCCUAAUAGACAAUGAGCUGCGAAAGACUCCUGGUUCCCCUGUUGAUUUGUGAGGGCCAAGUUUGCUAGUAGAAAUCGACACUGUUUAGUAAAUACCUAACUUUAGUAUUCAGUGGUCUUCUUUUCAGGCUAAUUAGAGGAUUAAGCAAUAAUGAAAGCACUAAGUUUGGUUUUGCUUUUGUGAGAUGGUCAGCUUUGGUGCUCUCCACAUGUGUGUUCUGACAUGUUUCUAAUAUGUGGCCAGGGCGUUCAGAUUUCCAGUUUUGAAAACAAUUGUAUAGAUUUCACAACACAAAAAGGACAUUUGUGGAUGUUACUGCACAUUUUAAAUUCUUAACACUAAUUUAUCUAUAUAAGUGUUUUAUAUGCAUAUUUUUGGACAUAAACAGUUUAUGUAAAAUUAGUAAUGAAUGAUGGCAAUGAGGGCACUGUUCUCUUAGUUUGUUUUCAAUGAUCAUUUAGCAUUCAAUGAUGGAACAGCUGGUAUAACAUAAGUUGUUGGCAUGAAAUAUUUGAGAUUGGAAACUUCUUGCCUUGAGCAGAACUUAUAUUAGAUUCUCUCUCACAUUUUCUUGGAGCUGGGGUUUGAAUAGGAACCAGAUGAUGUUCACUGCUGAAAUUCCAUAAUGCUUCCCACUGAAGGGAAGUUGAGAACCAGGAAAGCUGUUUUCACGUCAUUGCCAUCCAGUACUGACAGGGAAGAAAGAUGUAGUUUUCCAGUAGUGAUGAAUCAAAUUAUUGAAUUAAAUUUCUUCUUAAGUAAAAACUCAGAAUGUACCAUCUUGUUUCCUUUCAGUUUAUUAAAUGGCAUCAUAAAGAUGACUUUGCUAAGUUAAUACAGUUAAAAAUUUUUUUAAUAUAAGCCAAAAUAUUAACUUUAAUGAAACACUGACUUGGCAAAUGAAUUUCCUAUAAAUUAUCAUUGGUCAGAAUGCUGUUUUGUUUAAUUAUAUUAUGCAACAUAAACCAUAGGUGUUAUUAGAAGUGGAGAACUGCCAUUUUCAUCUGGGGCUUUUAAGGACUUGCUAUAAAUGAUUAUUUUUUAAAUGCUUUAUAAAUCUUCAUGGUUUUUCUAUUUCUGAUACACUCAGCUAUAGUUAAUGCCAGAGUAUCCUACCAGGAGUAAAUAUUUGGAAUAUUUAAAUCUAGUAAAAGAAGAAAGUUGUACUUCCUGGGAGUAUUAGGAGAUGGGAGUAGAGAUUCACUUUUAAGUUCUUGAAAAUAUAUGCAUUCUCCUAAAUAUUAACAAAAAUGAUUUGGGGUAAUGACAUGGCUUGGUUAUUCUGUUUAAAUUUGUAGUGUGGCUUAUGUUACACAUGUUCAUGUUCACCUCUCAUUCACCUGUUUGUUUUAUAUGGUUUAAAAUUCUCUUUAACAAAAUUCAGAAAAUCCACCUGAAACGUAUUUUGACCUAAGAAACAUAUUUUUGUAUCAGUAUUGAAUUUUGGACAGUGCCCCCAUAUAAGGAAGUUACUGUUUUAAAAUAAAGCAAACUGUUUUAUUUUCCUUGGA
Molecule: messenger RNA, 3422 nt
Organism: Pongo pygmaeus (Bornean orangutan)
Lineage: Eukaryota; Metazoa; Chordata; Mammalia; Primates; Hominidae
Gene: MTFR1
Product: mitochondrial fission regulator 1
Exons: 8
Coding region: 915-1916 (333 amino acids)
Biological process (GO): aerobic respiration; mitochondrial fission
Cellular component (GO): mitochondrion
Source: RefSeq, a predicted model, not a curated record